Messenger RNA from Bactrocera dorsalis (oriental fruit fly), 8001 nucleotides. RefSeq names its product cyclin G (gene CycG). NCBI's taxonomy places the organism in Eukaryota, Metazoa, Arthropoda, Insecta, Diptera, Tephritidae. Bases 1295 to 3187 code for a protein of 630 amino acids. The record is from RefSeq and is a predicted model, not a curated record. The transcript has 6 exons.
UGUCACAAUUCUUGUUCGAUUCGUGUUGAAAUAUUUUUCUUCUGUCCGGGACAAAUAAAAAAGAGCAAAAACUGACUCAACUUGCAGAAGCAUCCGGAACGUAAGUUUUCUAGAUAAAAAGGAUAUACAAGUAUUUAAAAAGAGAGAAAGAGAGAAGCUAGUGACUACGAGUCUUCUCUGACGCAUAUUUUUCUAAAAUUUUGUACAAGAAUCGAAGCUAUUCAAGUACAUAAAUUGUGUUUUCAACGCACACACACACAUAAAUUAUUAAUAAAUAAAAUCAAAUUGAAAAAGCGCAAGUGUUUAUUAUCGUAAAAAAGCUGCGAAGCUCACAUAAUAAACCUAAUCGUGCUUUUUUGUAUCUACUUUAAUUCUGUACAAAGUAUUUAAUAUUUACUUUGGCAAUAUUUUAUUAAAGGGACAUUAUUUUUAUUUAAGAUAAUUUCAAAAAUCUUUGAGGGUUUUGUUUGUUUGUUGCUUGCAAAUUGUCUAUUUUCCUCCAUCUAAAAAAUAGAGGAAAGGAAUUGUACGAAGGUCCUUUGUACGCAAAAGUAGUACAGCAGCAGCAGCAUUUUGAUCGUUCUCAGUAACUGUUCUCAGUGCUCGCAACCGCUAUACGCUACUGUCAUUGUGACCGGUGUGUACGACACAAGUAGCAAGCAAUAAAUUUUAUUUUCGGUCGGUAAGAAUAACUAAAUUGUGCAGUUUUGCAUUCAAUUGCAAAGGUAAAAACCACAUUAUCACCACCUAUCAGCAAAAGAGAGAGCGGAGCGAACGCGGAAGUUCCAAUUCGUUUAAUUUUUUUACGAAAAGUGGUUUUUGUGGCGCAUUUUAGUUUCUUACUUUUGGUUAUUUUCUUUGGAGAAUUUGUAUUGUUGCAAGCAAGCGAAUUAUUUUCGUCUGUGAAGUGUGAAAAUUCGAGAGAGUGAAAUUUUUAAGCUAUAGAUUGAGAGAACCCAUUCAUAGAGAAGACGAGAAAUCGCUUUUGUGGUGCUUCUCGUUGAUAUCGUCAUAUUCACCUACCACAGAAAAGGUAGUGUAAGCUUAAAAAAUCAAUCCAAAUCAAAUUCUCCACUUGUGGCUGAAAAUAAAAUCAAACAAAUUUUUUUGUUGGCCUAUUACCAAAACAACCAACGACAUAAGCAGUAGCCAAGAUACGAAGGCUAAAAAGAGACGCGCAUUUCUGAGCAUUGCAAUUUUACAAAAUCCAAAACAUUUGUAACGUUAAUUUCAAUCUCUUAAACAAAACAAACAAAUUCAAUUCACAAAACUAGGUACUAGGCCAGCCCUCACAAUGUCUGUCCCUGUACGCUACUCUGCUGCCGCCAAUUACGCCGUCGUUGAUAGUGGUUUGUCAAAUACUCUACAACAAGAAGAGCAAUACCACCAACACCAACAGCAACAACAACAUCAACAGCAGUUGUAUUGCCAAUUUGUCGCCGACGCCAACGCCAACGCCAACGCUAACGUCAACAACGUCAAUUUCAGUUUGGGCGAGUGCAAUAACUUCGUGAACGGCAAUAUAAACGGCUUUGACGUGCAGCAGCAGUUGAUGCAGCAGCGGUCAUCGAUGUCGUCGUCGGUUUCGCCAAUAACUGGAUUACCCGCCAACAUCAACAUUAACAAUAACAACAUCAAUCAUCACCAUCAUCAUCAUCAGAUUUCACCUUUAAACAUGGACAAUAUGAAUAUCAAUAAUAUUGAUGUCCUACAAGAGGAGGAAGAGGAUCAUCAGUUGCAUUACCAUCAGCAUCAUUUCGAUAAUCAGUCGGCAUGCGAGCAAUCGGAAUUGCCGUUAAACAGCAUGAUGGGCGGCGAGACAGUGGCGGAAGCUAUGAACUCAACGAUGUUGGCGGCAGCAGUAGCGAAUGGAAGCGGUAUUGCAGCAAUGCAUACUGUGGAUGUAGAUGUGGAUGAGUGGAGGAUGUCUGACGAGGGCCGGUAUGGGACACCGGGUGCUGCUGGCUUGGAAUAUCAAAAGUAUGAGCUAGAACAACAACAACAAACACCUGCUAACAUGAUGAACAACCCAUUGGAGUCUUCGUUAAUGGACAAUGAGAAUAGGAAUAUGAAGAUGAACAACAAUAAUGCCAAUAAAACUGGCAACAACAGCAGCAGUAGCAACACCGAUGCCAAUAUCGCCAAUGAUGCCCCAAAUUCGCCUAAGAAGGAGAAUGAAUUAGUCGGUUUGUCAUCCGAAGAACUGUAUCGUAUGUUGAACGAAUACAAUGUGCUGCAGGAUAAAUACCAUACUGUAUUGCUGAUGCCGAGAGAAUCCAAGCGUGAAGUGACGGCUGGUGGACGUGAUGGCUCCGCGUAUGUUUUACGUUGCCUUAAAAUGUGGUACGAGCUGCCCUCCGAUGUGCUAUUCUCAGCAAUGAGCCUUGUGGAUCGCUUCCUUGAUCGCAUGGCUGUGAAGCCGAAGCAUAUGGCCUGCAUGAGUGUUGCCUCAUUUCACUUGGCUAUUAGACAGCUAGGACUAAAACCAAUACCCGCGGACGAAUUAGUGACUAUUUCACAGUGUGGUUGCACUGCUGGCGAUUUAGAGCGUAUGGCUGGUGUUAUCGCCAAUAAAUUGGGUGUACAAAUGGGCACCACUCCGGUCACUGCCGUUACCAUCCUGCGCGUUUUUUAUGCCCUUUUCCGUAAUUUGGCAAAGGAGGUAUGCGAUGAAUUCUAUGAAUUCUAUCAACGUAUGAUCAAGUUGGAAGACUUAGAAAAUCGUUUGGAGAAUUUGCUAUGCGAUGUCAAGACUACAGUUAUAGCACCAUCAACAUUGGCAUUAAUACUGAUGUGUCUACAUUUGGAUUUCCAUAUUAAGGCGUCCUAUAAACGCGAACGGCCCGAAUUAAAACCCGUAUUCGAGUAUAUACUUUUCCUGCAGCAAUAUUUGCGGAUUCCCGAUCGCGUAUUCAGCUGUGGCUUUUCCAUUGUUGCUGAGAUCCUGUCUCACUACAAUGGUCAAAACAAGCAGCCUUACAAGCAACGCUUGGUUUGGAAAUUGUCCAGCCGCACAUUGAAAGUAUUGCGCCCAACCAAUCGUUUUUCAACCGAUCUACCCACCAUCGAUGAAGGCCAAGUGAAUGUCAUGGAUGAAGGCUGUCGCUCAAGAACUGAAAGCAUUAGCUCCGAGGAGGAGGAGGACUGGCCCACAUCACCCAUUAUACCGAUCUUUGAACAGUGUUAGUACCGUACACACGCAUAAGAGGAUGCGUACAGAACAUCAGAUUUUUGCUUACGAACUCAACAAAUAACUGCAGGAUAUUUUUUCGGUAUAUUCGGAUAGUUUGAGUAGAGGAGUACGCAAAAAAGUUGCGAAAAGCAAGAGAAAAAAUUGUUUCAUAUGGAGACGCAUUGUUGUUGAACGCAUUGCAAUUGAGAGAUUACAGUGAAAUGCAAUACGAAGUUGAAAAGCACGAGAGAGCAGCAACAUGAAACAGUAAAGCAACAACACCAACAACAUAUCCUGCACAUAAAAACAAGAAACAACAGAUAUUUUGCUUUUUGAAAAGAAAAAAUAUUUAUAGUAAACAACAAAAGAAGUAACAGUCAAAUCCGUAAGCGAGGAAUCAACAGUUUUUAAGAAGAACAAAAACUAAACAAAAAAAAAAAACACAAUUUUUUUUAACAAUAACACUCGGCUCCCCACUCUGCGAUGUGUGUAUAUUUUGCUAUGCAUCAUAAUAACGAAAGAAUUCUUAUUUGUUUUAGUAUAUGUAUGUAUAUACGUACGGUAGUAGAAAUGUUUAGAGAGGAAAAACAAAACACAAAAAAUAUAUGGGUUAGAAGGCGCAUAUCUGUGACCACGGCCAGUCAGACAGAUCAGAUAGAACGGUGCGUAUGUAUGUAUAGGGAAGAUGUUUAAUUCUAUUUCAAAACUUAAGGAAAACAACAAAAACACAAACAAAAAAAUUUAAAAACAUAAAUAUGAAAAAAAAAUCAAAAAUCAAAAAAAAACUAAAUAAAUGUUGCGGACCAUCAUACCAAGGAUUGAUGCCGUUCCGAAGCAUUUUUUCAAGGAACCGUAGAAGUGAGUAGUAAAAAUUCUUGGCAGAAUACGAAUUCACAGCAAAACCUACGAACAUAUUUCGUUUUAAACGAAUCAAUUAAGCUAACACCUUGUACAUUUGUUAAGUAUUUAGCUGUGCACGGAACAUAUGCUAAAAGUGUUGCGCAUGCGGGCACAGCUGGAAUACCGACAAAUUGCUGUUGAUGAGAUGAGCACGUGUCGUACGUCAACGGGACACUGCAUUUGGGUUCGCUCACACAAAAAAUAUUCCAAAACAUUUAUAAAGAAAACAUAAAGUUUAUAAAAAAAACCCAAAACAAAAAACUAAUUUACUUAUGAUUAAUAAUUAUGAAACAUUACUACAAUCAAUAUCAAUUAUGUCAUGUCAAGCCGUUUGUUUGUAUUAUUCUUUACUUAUAGUACUUUGUUAAAUUAUUUCUGGUAAAAACAAAUCAACAACAAAACAACUAAUAUGCAAAAGUUUAAAAAAAAUUAAAAAAGAAAAUAGACAAAAACAUAUUCAAUUAGAUUAUAUAAAAUGCAAAACUAAAAAGAAAAUAAAAAAUAUAUAUCACCACUACAAUAAUUAGUAAAUACUGUAAUGUUAUCUUUGUAUACAUUGAAAAUAUCAAAACCAAAAAAAAAAAACAAAAAUUAAAUACGCAAACGAUAUGAUACAAUUAAAAAUAACCGUUUUAUUCCAAAUUUUCUUUAGUUCUAUUUAUCAUAACACCGAAUUUGUAGUAAGAAGUACACACAAAAAAAACAAAAAAUUUAAAAAGUACAAAAAUAUUUUAUUAUUAAUUUCGAAAAACAACUGUACGUUAAUUUACGCAAAAUUCUCAAAAAAAUUGUAAAUUUAAAUUUGUUUAAGACGCGCUAAAUUUUAAGUAUAUAAGCUGAUUUUGAAAACGUGCACCUUGACACUUCUUUGUUAAGUUUAAAACGAAAAAACAAAACGCAACAGUUAAAUCAAAGCGUAAAUUGUGUCUUAAGGGUGUCAAGAUAGUGAAAAAAAUUGUACUGCCUCGUUCUUGUAAACAAAAAUUUAUUACAUCACAUAAUUGACACAAUUCAUGUAAUGAUAACAACAAUUUUGAUGUAAUUGGCAGCAAGCAUUUUGAUAAUUUCGAAGCUACGACGAACUUCAAACCAUCCUCAAGCGAUGCAAAACAAACAGACAAACACACAAAUACAAGUACGGAACUAUAUAAAAAAAAAGUUAUUAAGUUUUUUGGCAAAAUUACAACUGUUUGCCAUUUCAAUGGUAAUGGUUAGCAUUUCGUAAAAUCACUUUCGAUUGAAAUGUGCAAGUGAAUAUGCGAAAUUCAUAAAUACAACAACUCUUUCCGAGUCGAAGUGAAGUGUACCGAAUACACAUUCGCUUCGGCUCAAGCACAAUAUGCCACAAUCUAUGCCUACUCCCUAAACGGCAUAGAAAAAUAUUGUGCAAACCACAAUACACGCUAACGUUAGCGCAUUUUGGCUAACAGCGUUAAGCGUACACAAUGCCAGGCAUUGUAUUUUAGUAGCGCCGCUCAGAGCGUGCGCUCACAGUUACCGAAUCGAGCGAGGAGGCGAGUGAGUUAUACUUGGUCAAAAAAGACUGAAGUUUUCAAAGUGAAAGGCAAACGGCGAAAGCCACAUUUAAUUGCUACAUACAACAUUUUGAGGAAGCACGCAGUUUGUGUGGAUUUCCUUAUUUAUUUUGUUUUUAUUUUCAUGCUCAGACUUGCUUAUGACAUAUACACAUGUUAUCCUCGAAUUAAAUUCAUUGGAGUGAUCUUUUUUUUAUUAUUUUUAAUUUUCAUUAUUUUUGUUUUGUUUACAAACUUUUUUGUAUACAAAGUAUUUUUUAGAAUAUCUUUUUUGUUAAUAAUUUUAUUGCUAAUAUUUAAGUAUGAACAAACAAACAAACAAACAAAACUACUGCAAUCAAGCAGUGCUUAGCAACUUGUAGCAAGUUGUUGUUGGAGUUUUGAAACUCAAUUUUCGCUGAAACACACUUAUUUUACAUUAAGUGUGGAGCAAAAAUUUUCCAAAUUUGAUAUUUGCCAAAAAGCAACAACUAAAUAUGUUUUAAGACAACACUUUCAUUGCAUUUUUGCGUUAUACAAAAACAAAAAGCGAAAUUAACAAAAUGUGAGCAGCUUUCAGCUUGUUUUUUUUCUUAAAUACUUUUAAUUAUUUGUAUUAAAAAAGAUUUUUAAUUUAAGCUAUGUUAAUCAUAAUAUUUUUACUUGAAUGAAAUUAUGAUGCAUACAAUCCAAAAGAAUAUACACUAAAGUGGAAACUAAAAAAGUAUUGCAAAAAACAACAUAACCUAAUUGUUAGUUGUACGGGCGCAGCAACUGUUCUAGAUACUACAUUAAGGCAACAAAACAACAAAUAUACAACUCAUAAUUAGUUAGACCUUAAUAUGCGUGUAAUGCGUGCUCUUGGGCAAGCAACUGUAUUCAAUUUUAAGUUUCUGAAAUGUUUCGAAUGAUUUUAUUUUUAUUUAUUUCUAUUUUUGCAUAGUUUUUAAUUAAUUUCUUUUUGAUUUUUAAAUAGCAGCAGGCUGUAAAAUACAGUAAUUAUAUGCAAAUGUUGCAAGUAGCCUGCGUAAGAGCAUUUUGUAAACAAACAUAACAAUUGGAAAUGUGCAACAAUUUUUUCAACAAUUAAAAAUUGUGUAUGAACGAAAAUAAACAUGUGCGUAGUUGGUAGUUUCGCGAGUCAUUUUUGAUUUCGUUGAAAUAAACUGCCAAAUGCGCAUAACAAAUUAAACUUAAAAACAAAAUAAAUCGAUUUUCAUUCAAAGCAAACUGUUAAGGUGCUAAAAAAUUCAAAUUCCUUCCAGCUAAUAGCGUUGCUGCAGUGACUAAGUGACUAAGUAAUGGUACGCAAAUUGUCUCACAGCAAAGCUGCCAUUUAUAUAAGUGAGCUUUGGAUGCUUUGACGGGGUAUGUACUGUUUGUUUGUCAGAGCGCGUGUUACUUCCUAUUCGUCCGUCUGCUGUAAGCACCACCAAAGUGAGUACAUAUAAUUGCUACCUAAGCCUGCUAAGUAAGUACAGUGCACUGCACCUGACACAAAUAUACACAACACACAAAUAUGUAUAUGUAUAUGUAUACAUUAUGCUGUCGGUUAUUUCACAGGUUGUUCUUUUUUUUACAAACGGCCGUCGAAGUUUCAGUUUUUGUUCUCAAAAAAAAAAAAGCAAGCAACGCAAAUAAGCGCAAGCAAAUAAUUGCAUCAGUAUUGCGACAUUUUUGGUUUUCUCAGCAGUUAAAUAUACUGCAACAUUUUUGCAUCGCAUAUGAUGUAUUGCCAUACUGCCGCAGUGAUUGAGACCCAGACCAACCUUUUAUAUUGAAGUUUCGCAUUAAACAAGUAAACCGACAACAUUGACAAACCGUUCAUCUAGUACAAAAUUUUUCGCUCUACCAAAAAGUUCGUGGCAAUUCCUGUCUUAAAUCCACUCUUUUAAAAGUUACACACAGUUAAAGUUGUACUUUAAGUAUACCGUGCAUUCAUACAAGUGAUUUAUGUAUACAGUUUGCGUUGCUCAUACGACAUGGUGUACUGUGUGCAUGCAGUACAUUUGAUGCAUAACUUUAACAGCGUAUAACUUUUAAAGUAAUGCUUUUAUGAAAAAUGUUAUUAAGGCUUUUUUGUAGCGCGUAAAAUUUCGCAUUAGCAUAACGUAACGGUAAAUUUGUAGGUUUAUUUGUUUUGUGGUUAAAUAUUGGUUGUAAAAAAUUGUAUGUAAAAUACAUGCGAAAAGUAUGGCACGCUUCAAACUUGAAAACUGCAAGACGCGUUUGCUCAACUUGGUAAAUAACGUACAUGCUAAUAUACACAUAUACACAAAUUUUCAGUGGUGUUGGCUUCGACUCACACAUAUAAAAUAUCCUAAUAUCAGAGUUUCCUGCAAAACUGCCAACAUAAUUUCAUGUAAAAAUUGUUAUACAAUUUUUUUCUUAAACGAAAUGUUGCAUUAACUGACU